Messenger RNA from Trichoderma atroviride IMI 206040, 3477 nucleotides. NCBI's taxonomy places the organism in Eukaryota, Fungi, Ascomycota, Sordariomycetes, Hypocreales, Hypocreaceae. The record is from RefSeq and is a predicted model, not a curated record.
AUGAAGCUCACGUUGGGGCUUGCCGCAGCUUUUGCGGGCUGUGUGGCAGCUUCACAGCCCACUGCCGAUGUCUACAUUCUGCCGAAUCGCGAAUCCACGUCGCCGCCGUCCGUCUCUAGCAACGUCGCCCGACUGAUUGCGUUACAACGAUUUUCUCCUAGCCGAAGCGUUUCCGUCAAUGAAAUCCCGGAAGACGCCGAUAUAGAAGACGUCGCCUCGCUAUUGAGUCAAUUUGGGAAGCCGAUCCCUUCGAUAUUUGAUGAGGCCGAUGAGCCCAACCAGCUCAUUCUCGCGGUAACGGGAUUGACAGAGGAGCAAAUCAGGGAGACUAGAGAAAAGCUGAACGUGCAGCCUACAUUCACUAUUCCGGAUGCCUUUUCUAUUGACCCGCUGAAUGGGGUCGCAGGCUUCGACCCUGCCGAUUACCAUGGCGCGGCGAAAGCGCAGAAGUGCUCUUUUGACGAAAUAAUUAACCCGCUUGAAGAGCGAUGCUGGGCUGGAAGGGCUUUGUUUGCCGAAUAUGAUAUUCAAAAGCGACCACAAGCCUUGGACGAUGUGAUUCAUAGCUUCUCAAGACUCGAUUCUCUUGCCAAGAUUGGCGAGAUGCAGACUACCUUGCUUCUACUCCCAGCUGUCAGUGGAAAAUCGGGCUCGAAGCAAGGAUCAGGCCAGCAACAGGAGCUCCGUCGCCGUCAGGCAGAGAGGGUGCUCAAUUCAUUUCACAAGGCAGCGCAUGCGGAACCGACUACGCCUGCACCCAACAAUAUCCUUCGAGCCCCCUCGAAGGCUGUUCCGGCUUGCUUCGACUCUCUUGAUAGCUGCGUCACCGGCACUGGAAACUGCUCGCACCAGGGAGAAUGCCUAAACAAGUAUGGAUCUGCGGAUGCUGGCGGCAAGGCUUGUUUUGCAUGCCACUGCCUUAGCACCAGGGCAGGCGAAGACGGCGCCCUUACUCAUUGGGCAGGACCUACAUGCGCCAAGAAAGAUAUUAGCGUUCCCUUCUGGUUGUUUGCAGGCUUCACUCUGCUUAUGCUGGGAAUAUUGUCGCUUUCUGUCACAAUGCUUUACAACGUGGGCGACGAGAAGCUGCCAGGUGUCAUUGGAGCUGGAGUUUCCAACAUGUGUGAGCCGGGGAGCAACUGCUACCUACUUAUUGUCGAUGGUUCUACAUACCAUAUAAUCAUUGGAGCCAACGCCUUAUGUAUCAUACAGAUGUAUUCAAUAGCGAUUUUCUUUUCUUCUUCUACCUUGAUCUUUCAUACACGCGCAACCUCGCUGCCAACCACUAACAGCUCUAGAGAGCGGCCAAAGCUGCCCACGGCCAAAUGGGGAGCUGCCUGUGCGCCUUGCGCCACUGCAAAGGCGAAGUGUAUUCGAUCCAACGACACGCCCGGAGCAAAGUGUGAUAGGUGUGAGAGACUCUUGAAGGAGUGUUCGAACCAGAUCCAUCGCCCGCGGAAGAAAAGACAGUCCAAACCCUCCCGAACAGCGCAGAUCGAAGAGCGGCUCAACGGCCUUGUCAGUCUUCUGAAAGCGUCCGGAGAGCUUUCCGGAACUCAGCGUGACCCACUCUCGCGAGAUGAUAACAACGAAGACCGCGGGACUGAAGACUCAUCUGAUGAUCCGUCCCCGUUCUCAAGCCCGUCUAGUGCCAUUCCCAGCAUCACCAAUCAGGCCAAUACUUGGAUUAUCGACCCGACGUACAACUCGUUUACACCGAAAUCAUGCAUCUGUCACCCAGACACUUUGGAUGCGCCCCCGCCUCCGGAGCCGGACGAGAUCCUUCUCGAAUUUUACCGGAAGAAUCUCCAACCCGUCCACCCUUUCGUCAUAGUCCCGCCUAAUGUCACCGCGGCUGUUUUGGCGUUAAGAAGACCGUUCCUCAUGGCAGCUAUUCGCAUGGUUAGCUCGUUUCGAAGCAUACGAUCGAUGAGAGCGCAGAUGUAUCAUCUCAUGAAACACCUCGCAGACUACAUGCUCAUUCGCUCGGAAAAGUCUUUGGAUUUACUAUUGGGGAUAAUAGUCAUGCUUGGAUAUCAACAAUAUCACUGUUGUCUCCACGGACAGCUAAAUAACCUAAUUACUCUGGCUAGCAGCUUGAUAAGCGACAUGGGGUUGAACAGGCCUCCAGGGUUGAAUGAGCGAACGCGUUUGAUGGUUGUACGCCCGCCAGAGGUGAAUGGCCGAAGCAAUGAAGAGAGGCGAGCAUUUGCAGGAGCAUGGUACUGGGCAUCAGUAAUCUCGAUGAAUUUCCAAAGAGUGGAACCGAUGAGAUACAACAGCUAUCUUUCCGACUGCAUACGAUAUCUGCAGGAGCAUCCUGAAUACGAAAGCGAUAUUUCUCUCGUCUACCUCGUCAGAAUACAGAGAUUGACAGAACGCAUUGCCGAAUUCAAUUCCGAAGAUAGGGCUACUGAGGAAAUCUCUUUAGUGCCUUCAGCUCCUGUCUCGGCAUACAUUUUGGCAUUCCAAAACGAACUCAACCAAAUUCGCGACUCUAUGCCCAAACAUCUGCAAGAAGAUAGUCACCUUCGUCUAUACGAGCCUCCUGUUGUUGACAAGAAUCUGAUUCGUUCAUUAUCCAAGUCCCUCUCUUCUGUAUCGAUGGCUAUGGAUUCGCCACUCGACAAAAUAUACCGAUCAAGCGCCGUUCUUACAACAUGGUUCAAUUCCUGGCUUGCUCUCCCCAUCUCCACCUAUUAUUUUCAAACUACGGCCGUCGGCUCGCACCUCGUCUAUGCUCUUGUUAUGCUAGCUCGCUGGGCAAGAUUAUCAACACCAAGAGCCAUGUACGAAGGAAGAACAUCAAUGCCAGAUGACCCGAGCGAAAACAAUCCGAAUGUUGCUUUAUAUAACUCUGAUAUGGCAAAUGCGCAACGCGAAUCCGGCAUGGCAUCAGGCAAGAGCAGUGCACCUCAUGAACACAUGCCUGCGCGUCCUGAUCUAGAAGAUACGGACCUCGCGGCUGCUGUGGCCGUGCUACGAACGCAGCUACAAACGCAACCUGGCUUAAUGAUCAAUAUCCCCGAGAUCCUGUCAGCGAUAUGCAAUCGCUUUGAACAUGCCAACGCAAAUUUCCAGCUAUGCUCGGUGGACACCGAAAGAAUCAACAAAAACAUUUGGAUGAUGACUGCACUAAAAGUUCGCAUCGCACGAGCCAAGCUCGAGAAAUGGGCAGAACUAGUGGCUGAAGGAGAAAGCCUUGGCCAAGAGCAUCGAGCAGACGGAGAUCAAAGAAUGGCAGAAUGGCAAGCGGCGAUGCAUUUGCCGCAAACCGAAUGCAUGGGCCUUGAAGACAUGGGCAUUUUACCGACAGAGUAUCAACAACAACCCCAAGUAGAGAAUACAUGGGGACAUGCGACGAACUCUCCGUGGACUACUGAUCUACUUUCUGGUUUCGAUCCAAGUAGCUUCUUUGAUGGAUAUCUGGAUUGGAAUUCCGUUGCUAUGAAUGUUACAUCUCCUAUGGAGCGAUGA